Babesia microti strain RI is the source of this 1713-nucleotide messenger RNA. RefSeq lists its product as hypothetical. The coding region runs from base 1 to 1713 and encodes 570 amino acids. Lineage: Eukaryota; Apicomplexa; Aconoidasida; Piroplasmida; Babesiidae. The record is from RefSeq and is a predicted model, not a curated record. The transcript has a single exon.
AUGUCUAACGAUGAGUUAUUGCCAAAUAUCAAUUGCAUAGAUAAACAUGGAGUUUUGUCAUAUUCAGUACCAGAUGAUUUAUUAAUAAGCAUGAUAAAAUGGAGCAGCUUAUUCAAUGUGACCCUAUGUGGAGGGUACGUUUUUACGGACUUUACAAUAAGACCUUUGGGUGAUAAUAAAUUGGAUAUUUCAUUAAAAUGCAAGAAUGUUAUUGAAGAAAAUAUAGAAUCUAUAAUAAAAUCCUAUAAAAUUAUUUUUCCAAGAGAUUAUUCCUUUCCCCAAUGGAUUAAAAAUACACACUCCCGAGUUGACCAAUUAAUUACGUUUAAGACUGUGAAUAUAAAUUUGUCAAAUGACCGAUUUAUGGAUCAUUUUAACGUUAUACCAUAUAUGUAUUUUCUAGGAAUAGAUAUAUCGAUUAAUGAUCCUGGAAAGAUAUUAUCCAAUGUAUUUUGGACUAUCCCAAGCGAUUGUUUUAUUAGACAUUACUUCACCAGACGUAUAGCGUUAACUCCACAUGGAGAUUAUACUAUAAAAGUGUUUGCACAAUACUUUGAUGAGGAUGAAAUUAGACAUGUUUGCUCAUUUAGAGUUCCUACACGAAUAUCAGUUGUAGAAUGGUUUAAAAGGAUUGUUUUUUUGUAUUCACGUACGAAUUCCAACCUAAAUAUUCAUAAUAUUGAUAUAGACUUAGGAACUGAUGAUUUUUUGGAAAAAUUUGAAAUUAUCCCAUUCAAUAACGAACUACAUAUCUUCUUUAGAAACGAUGCGUUGCACAAUCAAUUAAUUGGAUCUGUCAGAUGGGGCAACUUAUUUAGUAAAAUAUUUCAAAGAAAUGAUGUUAUAUCAAGUAUUGAUUUAAUUCCACUAGGGGAUAAUAGAAUCAAGAUACAUUUUGUGCAUUUACGUGGUACAAAUAGGAAAAGUAAGGGUCACACUAUACAAUUACCACCUGAUUACGAAUUUCCGAAAUGGUUAGCUGAGGAUAACAAAUCAUUUUUAAAAAGGGUACAAUCUGAAGUGUUAUUUUUUGAUAUGUCUAAUGACGUGUUACCAAAACAAUUUGGUGUUAUACAUGGAUUUAAUACAAUUGAAUUGUUUAUAAAACAAGAGUUUUACGACAAAACAGCACUUCAUAUUGUUAGAUGGGGGAAUCAAAUGUUUUUUAAUUUGAAUAUAGAGAAUAUUAUAAGCAAAAUCAUACUAACUGCGUCGGGUGAUAAUAGGAUGGACGUAGGAGUGCUUUAUAUGGAAAACAAGAAAAGUGAUCAGAUCUCUAGGAAAUUGUCGACUGUAAUAGUCGAUGAAUCUAAAAUCCCCACAUGGUUAAAAGAAAGAAUUGAAUUUACAGAGGCACUCUUAAAAUCUGAAACGAAAUUGUAUAUAGAUCUCUCUAACGAUGAACUGAAUGAAGAGCUAGAGAUUAAAUUGUUGAAUCCUUCUGAGGUAGCAAUUACUGUAUCAUUAGCAUUCAUGGAUUGUUGUACAAUAAAAUCCGUUUCAUGGACUGAUCAACUUUUGUUCGGAUGUAAUGAUAAAUAUACGAUCGUAAAGAUAAUUGUUGAGAUGGUUAACUGUUUUUACAACGUGAAAAUUAUUUACUAUAAUGAUGCUAAUAAGAUCAUGCAACAUGAACGCUACUUUGAGGAUAAAAAUAUUCCAAAAUGGUUUUUAGAUCUUAUUUCCCAAGAGCAACCCUUAAUUACAGACUAA